Molecule: messenger RNA, 497 nt
Organism: Stegastes partitus (bicolor damselfish)
Lineage: Eukaryota; Metazoa; Chordata; Actinopteri; Pomacentridae
Gene: atg12
Product: ATG12 autophagy related 12 homolog (S. cerevisiae)
Exons: 4
Coding region: 50-403 (117 amino acids)
Biological process (GO): protein lipidation involved in autophagosome assembly; piecemeal microautophagy of the nucleus; autophagosome assembly
Cellular component (GO): cytoplasm; phagophore assembly site membrane; autophagosome membrane
Molecular function (GO): Atg8-family ligase activity
Source: RefSeq, a predicted model, not a curated record
ACCAGCUCUGGUGGGGGGAACCUUAAAGUAACCUAGUGUUCAACUGAAGAUGUCUGACAGCGCAGAGUCUCCGACAGAAACGCAGAAAGAAGAGCCACAGCCGCCCGCAGAUGACUCUGCGACAAGCGAAGAGAAGAAGAAAAUCGACGUGCUGCUGAAGGCGGUGGGAGACACUCCCAUCAUGAAGACCAAGAAGUGGGCCGUGGACCGGGGCAGGACGGUGCAGUCCCUCGCCCAGUUCAUCUCCCGCUUCCUCAAACUGGACGGCAAUGAACAGCUGUUCAUCUAUGUUAACCAAUCCUUCGCUCCGUCACCGGAUCAGGAAGUCGGCGUCCUCUUCGAUUGUUUCGGCAGCGAUGGGAAGCUGGUUCUACAUUACUGUAAAUCUCAGGCGUGGGGUUAACGGCCUCCUGCACACGUUGUUGUUGUUGUUGUUGUCUUUCAGUUUUUUAUGUACAUACACUGUAAAUAAAUUAUUACGACAAUGUUAAAAGCUC